GUAUAAUGCCGUGGUCACAAAUGUGUCGGGAGUUCUUGCCAGAGCUUGGAACUUCAUGAGGGUUUGCUCAUCACUAUAUCUUGUCUAUGGGAAUAAGAGUAUAUUCUCUUCACUUCCUAUAGUUCCUUAAAUGCCUUAUUCUGAUAAGUCUAAAUUUAAUCCUUACCACCUCUGCAUUCGCAUAUCCCAAGCCAUAUCCCUAUCCCUAUUGUUCACUUGCCCACUCUGGUGGCUUAUGUCGCCAAUAUAGGCUUAUAACUAAUUGUAUUAGUACUGCAGAUAUUGCUGCGAAUGCACCAAGGUACCGGCGCAAAAGCAGCACUUUUAUCGAUGGUAUUCACGAUGUCCCGGAAGAUAGCGAUAGGGCUCCAGCCCAACUAUAUAGCACUAUGUCUGGGAGGCUUUUCCAUUCCGGCCGCAUUGCCAUUGUUAUGGUGGGACUUCCUGCUCGAGGCAAGACCCAUAUAGCUGUUUCAUUAGCACGGUAUCUUCAAUGGCUAGGAGUCAAGACACGGAUCUUCCAUCUUGGAGACUAUCGCCGAGCUACUGUUGGUCAAGGUGGUCACGUGCCUGAGGACUACUUCUAUCCGAAUGCCUCCCCAUCUUCUAUCGUUCUACGCCAGAAGAUCCUGAAGAAAUGUCGUGAGGAUAUCUACGGUUGGUUGAACCAUGAAAAUGGCCAAGUGGCUAUAUACGACGCCGUAAAUCCCACCGCAAGCGGUCGUCGCUCACUGGCUAAGGAGUUCGCCAAGCAUGAUGUUCAGACUUUAUUCCUAGAAUCUUACGUUGACGAUGAUAAUCUCCUCCGAGAAAACGCCCGUAAUGUCAAGAUUGGUUCCCCCGAUUUCGCCAACAUGGACCCUGACGAGGCCGCAAAGCUCUAUUUGGAGCGCAUGGAGACCAAAAUACCGACGUUUGAGACUAUGGACGAAAAAGAGCUCAACUAUAUCAAAAUGAUUAACGCCGGCCAAAAGUUUUUUUAUAACAACGUAUCUUUUAACUAUCUUUCGCACCGAAUUGUUUUCUACUUGACAAAUACACAUGUCAAGUCUCGAGCGACAUUCUUCGUCCGACCUGGCACUGCAAUGGAAGAGGAAAGUUACAAAGCUGACGCGCCCCUGUCUGAGGAAGGGCUUAAAUAUGCUAGAGUGAUGACGGAGACGGUCAUCAAGCAUCGUGAGCAAGAACGGGCUUCUCGUAUUGCUGAUGGUGGGGCCGAUGUGCCUUUACGCCCGCUCGCGGUGUGGUCUUCAACGCGAAUGCGCACCUUGCAAACGGCCGACGUAUUCAAGGAACUUGGAUACAAGGUUCGCCAGCGCAGCCAGAUGGCUCAAAUUAACCCGGGCGUGUGUGAAAGGCUUAGUGAGCGUGCCAUUCGUCGUCUCUACCCGGAGGAAGUCGAGAAGCAUGAACUCGAUCCUUAUCACCAUCGCUAUCCACGCGCCGAGUCCUACCACGAUCUGGCUGUACGACUAGAACCAGUCAUCUUAGAGCUUGAACGCGAGCAGAAUGAUUUACUAAUCAUCGCCCAUGAGAGCGUCUUGCGCGUUCUCUACGCUUAUCUGAUGCAUUGUAGCACUAUGGACAUUCCUAUUCUGAAGUUCCCGCGCAACGAGAUUAUCGAGGUCAUUCCGGGCGCAUAUCAAAACGAGGCCAAGCGCAUUCAUAUUCCAGGCCUGGAUCCCAGAACAGUUCCUGGUUCGCCCGAGGAUAUACGGAUUCCCGUGCCGGAUAGUGGUGCCGAAACCCCAGCGCCCCUGCCGGGCGGGGGCCUCUCACCCCCUACUGUACCUCCUAUUGUUAUUGAAAAGCCGCCUGAGAAAGUGGUCAAUACAGCAGCCGAAGCCGUAAGAGACAAGAUCACGGAUGAAGAUUAGGUCGUGCCACGUAUAUGAAGCAUGGCCCGCUUUAUUAGCAAG
Messenger RNA from Hypoxylon fragiforme, 1919 nucleotides. Its product is annotated as bifunctional 6-phosphofructo-2-kinase/fructose-2,6-bisphosphate 2-phosphatase. Gene Ontology annotation, biological process: fructose metabolic process; fructose 2,6-bisphosphate metabolic process. Lineage: Eukaryota; Fungi; Ascomycota; Sordariomycetes; Xylariales; Hypoxylaceae. The transcript has 5 exons. The record is from RefSeq and is a predicted model, not a curated record. Gene Ontology annotation, cellular component: cytosol. Bases 390 to 1877 code for a protein of 495 amino acids. Gene Ontology annotation, molecular function: fructose-2,6-bisphosphate 2-phosphatase activity; 6-phosphofructo-2-kinase activity; ATP binding.